Molecule: messenger RNA, 2870 nt
Organism: Myxozyma melibiosi
Lineage: Eukaryota; Fungi; Ascomycota; Lipomycetes; Lipomycetales; Lipomycetaceae
Exons: 3
Coding region: 172-2781 (869 amino acids)
Biological process (GO): transmembrane transport
Cellular component (GO): plasma membrane
Molecular function (GO): transmembrane transporter activity
Source: RefSeq, a predicted model, not a curated record
UAACAGCAACGUCGCUGUGCGGUUGCGUAGUCACAUGAUUACUCCCAACGCCGCCGUGACUCUCCGCCAGCACUGCUCUUGCGCCAUAACAUCUGCCAUCCUAAUCGCAGGCCUCCACCGUCGUCUGAGUUUUUAUUCGUAUUCAGAUGCUAUUGGCGAGCCCGACCGGUCAUGUUUUCAGAGUACGCUUCCAAGUUCCUGACAACAUCCCAACCGCGGAGCGCGACCGACCCCUCCGCGCCCUCGCCCCCCGCUGCCUCCGCAGUCCCGGCCUCGGCCGUGCCGUCAGUCGCGCGGACGCACGUCUACAAACCGCACGCGCCCGCCCGGCACGCUCCGCCGCAGCCCGCUUCGGCGUCGGCGACCGCCUCGCGGCUGUUUUACUCCGCGACCGAGACCCUCGCUGAGUCGGAGGACAACCCGCGAUCGUUGUACUCGCCGCGGCGGCACUGGGUUGCUGGCGGUGGUGGUGGUCCGCGGGCGGGCGUCGCGCACAGGAACGAACUGCGCGAGGAAGACGAGGAUGAGGAUGACGCGCGCACGAUGGGGAGUAACGACGAUCAGCAGCCGGCCGCGAGUGUGCAGCACAGCCAGAGCUUGAAUCCGAGCCGGCUAUUACUCGGCCGGCGCAGUUUUUUCACUAGACACGCUCCUACAGCGCAGUCGGUCAACGGGAGCAGUAGUAUCAUUGGCGCGACAAACACGGGAAACAACAUGCUUGCAAAUAGCCGGCUGACGCUGAACGGCGCGUUCGACGAUACCAACGAAGGCGGAGGCGACGAUCAUAUGGCUGGCACAUAUACCGGCCAUUUGUACGGCGCCGACUCUGCGAUCAAAAGCAGCUGGAAGUUGGAAGAAGAAGAGGAGGAAGACGAGGCACGCGAUCAUUUGCAGGCCAGUGAUCGACACCUGCGGCGGCCACAGCAGCACGAUGAGGCCGAGACCGAGGACGAUAACACCGCAAGCAAAUCCGACGUGCUGUCGUCGUCGCGGAAUUCGAUGGAGAGCGUGGGCUUGGACAGCGUGAUGUCGCGAGCGAGGCAGUAUUCGCCUCCGCCACCGCGGCUGCGGUUUAAGGAGAACCCGUAUCCGCGCAACAUGACCGCCGCGACCAUGAACGCGGCCAACGCGCGCCAGUUUCGAUAUGCGGAGAACGACGAGUACGAGGAUGUGCUUGCGCGAUCGAAGCAGCCGGGUGUUGCGGACUUUGAGGCUAUUGGGCAUGCCGAUGCGGAGUUUCCGGGAGCGUUCCCUGGCGACAUUACUAUCCCCCGCGAUGUUGCUGAUCCGGCGGACGACGCAGCUCAGAAUAGCUUUCAACAUGCGAUUCCGCGCGAUUUCAUGCCUCAGCAGUCGACCGGGCGCGUUAUCAGUGAGGGAUACAUCCCCCCGAGCCUGGUCGACCUCCAGCCAGUGAUUUACUCGCAGGAUGGGAUGUGGUUCAAGCUGUAUCUGAUCUCGAUGUGCUGCCUGUUUGCGACCUCGUUCACGGUCUGGCUUGAGACCGAAGUGACAAAGCCGAUCAAGCUGACGGACAGCAUCUACACCGUCAUCGGCGGCUCGGUCUCGAUCCUGGCGUUUGACACCGUGCUCGCAGUGUGCGUGUCCGCGGUCUGGUUCAUCUUGCUGAAGAAGUGCGUGCGACCGCUGCUCAUGCUCUUGAUCAUCUCGAUCCCGUUCUGCCUGCUCGGGUUGACAAUGUACCCGCUCAUCAUGUCCUACCGCGACAGCUGGGGCGGCAACUCUGUGCAGGACCGCGCCAUGCGGUGGACAAGUCUCGUGCCUGCCAUCACGGGCGCGCUCUGGGUCUGGUUCGCGAUCCGCUCGCGCAACGCGUUGGGUCGCGCGAUCGGGAUCGUGCAGCUCGCGUGCAAGAUCCUGGCCGAGAACCAGAUCCUAGUCGUGCUGAGCCUCGGCAUUCUUGCCUCGUUCACGGCCUUUACGUGGUUAUGGUUUGCGAUGUUUGCGCGCGUGUUUUUGAAGGGAAGGGUGGUGGUCGGGAGCUCGGGAACGUUUAUGUGGAUCCUCGAUCAGAAUACGUGGGCUUUGGGGGCGUGGUAUAUCUUGAUGUAUCUCUGGACUUGGGGGGUGUUUUCUGGGAUUCAGAGGGCGUGCACUUCAAUAGCCGUGUCGCAGUGGUACUUCCACCGCAACGAGCUUCCUCGCCUGCCAUCCACCGACGUGCUCUCAGCAGCGCUAACCCGCUCCUGCACUGCCUUUUCCGGAACGAUCUGCUUCGCAUCCUGCCUCGCGCUUCUAAUCCGCCUUCCCGUGCUUGCACUCCCUCGACGCGUUUUCUCCCUCGUUGCCCGCUUUUGCGCUAACCUGAUCCCCGGCCCUGUGAACGCGCUCGUGAACCCGCUGACGCUGUCAUACUCCGCCAUCACGAUCCAGCCGCUCGUGCCCUCGUCGCGCGGGAUCUCGAACCUGCGCUUCAUCGACCUCGGCCCGAACUCGUCGUUCGACGACUCCUGGACCGCCUACCGCCUGUCCAAAAUGCUUCUCUCCUCCGCGCGCGCGCUGACCGCUCUCGCGCUCGGGUUCGGCGCAUGGGUGCACGCGGCGCAGGACGUGAACGGAGGAAGUCUGUACGGGUACGUCGUCGGUCUGAUGGGCGGCGCGAUCGGCUGGGUCGUGCUUGGUGCGACCGAGGGGAAUCUGUCGAUGAUUGUCGACGCCAGUUUUGUCAGUUUUGCGAUCGAUCAGGCAGGUAGUCAUGGCGGGCACUGCGUCGAGGCCGAUCAGCAGUUUGGCGGGUUUGGCGGGGGCGCGAGGGCGUGAGGCUCCUGCUUUAACUUAUGGCUGCGUUUGAAUGUAUAUUGUUGUUUUUGGCGGGGUUGUGUUGUUGCUGUAUUGUUAUCAGCAUGUGC